Molecule: messenger RNA, 1582 nt
Organism: Nematostella vectensis (starlet sea anemone)
Lineage: Eukaryota; Metazoa; Cnidaria; Anthozoa; Actiniaria; Edwardsiidae
Exons: 7
Coding region: 226-1431 (401 amino acids)
Source: RefSeq, a predicted model, not a curated record
AUUUCACUUAGUCUGAAUAACUCAAAGUCGCUUGAUAAUAUAUGCAGAAUAUCGACGAGACUCAAACAAAGAGAGAAAAAAGAAUAAUUCGUUAGAAAAUUAAAUGAGUUUCUAGAGAUCUUAUUGCGAUCAGACGUCAUUUGAAUCUACAUCUCUCCGUUGUUUUAUCCUAAAAUUUAACUAUUAGAACCCCAAUCAAGGUGCAUUACAAGAAAUAGAAGGAAGAUGAUUCCAAAGAAGGUCAGCGUUUCAUCAAAACCCAAAAACCCGUGGCCACUGCCGAGUCUUCGACUCGUUCUAGUCAGUGUGUCGCUAGCCAUCACUGUUGUGACUUGUGCGUUGAUCAUCUUCGUGGACGUGAGUGCACCGAACUUGGCAAGCAUAUUUCUCUCGCCAAUGUACUUCCCUCUCGGGCAGGGACUUCAACUGAAAGCCAGACGGUGGUCAACGAACAGGACAGAGUGCGCGAUUUAUUGUAAAGGCAAAGACGAGAAUCUCAGGCGAUUUGAGGGGCUACAGUGCGGCCAGGCCGUUUGGCAGAGUACGGCCAACAUCGAGGAGCAAGAUCGAUACGUAAAACGUAUUGCUACCAAUUAUGUGAUGUUCGAAAACGAGCUCGGCGCCUCGAACUAUUUUAGAGAUUAUUGGCACGAUAAAUUAAAAGAUCCUCUACCCACGAGCUUCUAUAUUGAGGAGACGGAGAAUGCUCCGCGUGCUGGCCAGGAGUUCCGGGCUUUCCGUUGGGACCCGGCAAGUGUGAAUGAGCCCUCCGCAUCCGUACGCAACUCUCCCUGGAACCACAAGGCUGCUUCAACUUCCAAACACAUGAUCUACAUCUUCAGGCAGGGCCGGAUAUUUGCGAGGCUACUGGUCCAGGGUUUCAACAACAGCAAGGAUCAACGUCUUGGGGUUGAAUUCGCUGGAAGACUCGCCGGUGUCAUGGCCGACCUGAUUAUGAGUAACGAGCCCACCCCCCUGCGUAAAUUUCUGCUCGAUGUCCAGUGGGGAGUUCGGUACUUUAUCCGAGCCACGCCUCUUCUUUGUGCACAGAAACUUUCUACUGCCUUGUCCAUACUAUCGUACUGGACCACAAAUCUACUCAACUGCACGUGGGAAUCUUUGAGAGUGUCGAUGAGACUGCAGCUUUUAGCCUUCUGGCGUCACGUGACAGGAUCCUGCGUGCGUGAUUUGCAUUUUUUCGGUGUAGCCAUGCUGCUCUUAAGUCUCCACAAGCUACACACUAUUCUUUUGGUGAGUUCCACGACAUGGACUAGAAAAUCUCAGCUUUUUGGUGAACAUCAUGUGGAAUCCAAGCCGUACGACCAGAUGGACUUGACGCAGGUUCGGUGCCAGAGCAUGUUGAUGAGCGCAAUCGAGCGAGCGCGCCGCCAGAACCUGCUCAACCAGGACCUGUUUCUGCAGACGAACUAAUCCUCUUGCUCUACAGGAUAGCAUUAUGAGGAAUAGCCCAGAAUGGAAAACAAAAACACAUCGCUUUUAUUGUGAAAAUGUCAAAGAUUUUAUCCAAAUUAAUUAUUAUCUUUAUUGUCUAUAAUAUGAAUAAAUUAUUUAUUGCCACAAA